This is a messenger RNA of Anopheles marshallii, 3353 nucleotides long. RefSeq names its product importin-5 (gene Karybeta3). The transcript is spliced from 5 exons. The record is from RefSeq and is a predicted model, not a curated record. Gene Ontology annotation, molecular function: nuclear import signal receptor activity; small GTPase binding. Gene Ontology annotation, biological process: protein import into nucleus. The coding region runs from base 3 to 3353 and encodes 1116 amino acids. Gene Ontology annotation, cellular component: nucleus; cytoplasm. Lineage: Eukaryota; Metazoa; Arthropoda; Insecta; Diptera; Culicidae.
UAAUGGCUGCAGGAGAUCAGGACCAGUUUCAGCAGCUGAUGGGCUCGCUCCUGUCUACGGACAAUGAAGUUCGUACGCAGGCAGAGGAGGUGUACAAUGGAUUGCCAUGUGAAACAAAGGUUCCGCACCUGCUCGGCACGAUACAGAACCCCCAGAUAGCGGAAGAUGCCCGGAUGCUAGCGGCGGUCUUGCUGCGACGAUUGUUUUCAUCUGAGUUUCACGAAUUUUACGAACCCCUUCCACCGGAAGCGAAGGAACCGCUGAAGCAACAGAUCCUUCUGACGCUGCAGCAGAAUGAGUCGGGCAGUAUGCGACGAAAGAUCUGCGAGAUGGUGGCUGAGGUCGCACGAUGCAUGAUCGACGACGACGGUAACAACGAAUGGCCGGAGUUUUUGCAGUUCCUGUUUCACUGUCACAACAGUUCGAACGUGCAGCUGCAGGAAGCCGCCCUGCGCAUAUUCGCAUCCGUGCCAGGCAUCUUCGGCAACCAGCAGGCGCAACAUUUGCCGCUGAUCAAGCAAAUGUUUAUCAAAUAUCUGGAGCCGACCUCCGAUCAGGAGGUUCGAUUCCAGGCCGUCCGCGCGUACGGUGCGUUUGUGCUGUUGCACGACAAAGAGGAGGACGUGAAGCGUCAGUUUGCCGAUCUGCUGCCGCAGGUGAUUAUGAUCACGGCCGAAAGUAUCGAGCUGGGCGAUCCGCAGAAUUUGAUGCAGCUGCUGAUCGACAUGGCCGAAGGUGUGCCAAAGUUCUUCCGUCCGCAGCUGGAACCCAUCUUCGAGCUCUGUAUGAAAGUGUUCAGUACGGUGGACAUGGAGGACAACCUGCGCCAUCUGGCUCUGGAGAUGAUGGUGUCGCUGGCGGAAAAUGCUUCGGCCAUGGUGCGUAAACGGGCGGAAAAGUACGUCGCCGCACUGGUACCACUGAUCCUGCAAAUGAUGACCGACCUGGAGGACGACGACGAGUGGUCGGUGUCGGACAAGAUCACGGAGGACGACACGAGCGACAACAACGUUAUCGCCGAGUCGGCCCUGGACCGAUUGGCCUGUGGGCUCGGAGGCAAAACGAUUCUGCCGCACAUCGUAAACAACAUUCCAAACAUGCUGCUCAGCCCGGACUGGAAGCAACGGCAUGCCGCCCUGAUGGCCAUUUCGGCUGCGGGCGAGGGUUGCCAGAAGCAGAUGGAGGCGAUGCUGGAGAACAUUAUGCAGGGCGUGCUGAAGUAUCUGGUCGAUCCUCAUCCGCGCGUACGGUAUGCGGCUUGUAACGCAAUCGGCCAGAUGUCAACCGACUUUGCGCCCAUUUUCGAGAAAAAGUUCCACGAACAGGUCAUACCGGGGUUGCUGAAUCUACUCGACGAUGUGGAAAAUCCGCGCGUCCAGGCGCAUGCCGGUGCAGCUCUGGUUAACUUCAGCGAGGACUGUCCGAAAAACAUUCUGACGCGCUACCUGGACGCGAUUAUGGCCAAGCUCGAAAUGAUUCUGACCACCAAGUUUAAGGAGCUGGUCGAGAAGGGUACAAAGCUGGUGCUAGAACAGGUAGUGACGACCAUUGCAUCGGUAGCGGACACCACGGAGAAGGACUUCGUAGUGUACUACGACCGGUUGAUGCCAUCGCUGAAGUACAUCAUUAAAAACGGUGACACGGAAGAGCUAAAGCUGUUGCGCGGCAAAACGAUCGAGUGCGUCAGCUUGAUUGGUUUGGCAGUUGGUGCAGAAAAAUUCUUGUCGGACGCAUCGGAUGUGAUGGAUAUGCUGUUGAAGACACACACCGAGGGUGAUCUGCCGGAUGACGACCCGCAAACUUCCUACCUGAUAUCGGCCUGGGCACGCAUCUGCAAAAUUUUGGGCAAGCAGUUCGAACAAUUCUUGCCGCUCGUGAUGGGACCGGUUAUGCGGACAGCAUCUAUGAAGCCGGAGGUAGCGCUGCUGGACAACGACGAGAUGCAGGGUGUUGAGAACGAUAGCAACUGGCAGUUUGUGAAUCUGGGCGAGCAGCAAAACUUUGUCAUCCGUACGGCCGGACUGGAGGACAAGGCGUCCGCCUGCGAGAUGCUGGUGUGUUACGCACGCGAGUUGAAGGAUGGCUUUGCCAACUACGCCGAAGAAGUCGUCCGGUUGAUGGUACCGAUGUUGAAGUUCUACUUCCACGAUGGUGUACGAACAGCGGCCGCUGAAUCACUCCCCUACCUGCUGGACUGCGCCAAGAUCAAGGGACCGAACUAUCUCGAGGGCAUGUGGUUGUACAUCUGUCCGGAGCUGCUGAAGGCGAUCGAUUCCGAACCGGAAGCAGACGUACUGACUGAGCUGCUGCAUUCGCUGGCGCGCUGUAUCGAGACGCUCGGCGCCGCCUGUCUAUCGAACGAAGCAAUGGAGGAAGUGCUAAAGAUCAUCGACAAGUUCAUGAAGCAACACUUUGAGAAGGAGGAAAAGCGUGCCCAGGCGCGGAAGGAGGAAGACUACGAUGAUGGUGUCGAGGAGCAGCUCGCCGAAGAAGACGAUGCGGACAUUUAUCUGUUGUCGCGUAUCUCUGACAUUAUCCAUUCGCUGUUCGUCACGUACAAGGAUGCGUUCCUGCCGUCGUUCCAGCGCGUGGUGCCACACUUUGUUAAGCUGUUACAGGCAUCAAACCCGUGGGCCGAUCGACAAUGGGGAUUGUGCAUAUUCGACGAUCUGAUCGAAUACACCGGUCCAUUGUGCGUUCAAUAUCAACCCUAUUUCCUGCAGCCCAUGUUGGAGUAUAUUAAGGAUGAACAACCGGAAGUACGGCAGGCAGCUGUCUAUGGGUGUGGUGUGCUUGGACAGUUCGGUGGUGAACAGUUCGCCGUUACCUGUGCUCAGGCCAUCUCUCUGUUGGUGGAAGUUAUCAUGGCCCCCGACAGUCGUGAACCGGAGAAUGUGAACCCAACGGAAAAUGCCAUCUCAGCCGUGACAAAGAUAUUGAAGUAUAACAACACAGCGAUCCCCAAUCGGGACGAAAUCAUUGCACUAUGGUUCACCUGGUUGCCGGUAGGUGAAGACGAAGACGAGGCCGUGUACGUAUACGGUUAUCUGUGCGAUCUGAUUCAAGCGAACCAUCCUGUCAUACUCGGCGAAAACAACGUAAACCUACCACGCAUCGUAUCGAUCAUUGCGUCCUGUUUCUAUCGAGAAGCAGUAACCGUGCCGCACCCCGAAGCCGAACGGAUGCUCUCGAUCGUGAAGCAGAUCGAAGGUAAUCCGGACCUAUUCCAGGCAUGCAUUAACACACUGUCGGCUGAACAGAAGGCGGCCCUCGAAGGUGCUUACCGGGCGGCAGCAGAAGCGACAGCGGCGGCCGCGGCAGCUGCAGCAUCCGCUGCCGGUGUGACGCAGUAA